AUGGCGCCUAAUCCCUACCUCCUAGCCGCCGACAGCCCGGAUGCCCUGCUCACCCUCCUCCGCGAGAACCCCGCCGUCGCCUCGGGCCAGGAUGAGCACGGCUACUCCCUCGUCCACGCCGCCGCGAGCUACAACCACCUCGAGCUCCUCCGCGCGCUGAUUCGCGAGUUCAACGUCAACGUCGACAUCAAGGACGAAGAUGAGGAGACUGCGCUCUUCGUCGUCGAGACCGUUGCUGCUGCGAAGUGUCUAGUUGAGGAACUUGGCGCCGAUAUCAACGCCAAGGGCGCCGACGGCAUCACUGCCAGCCAAAAGAUUGAGGGCGAGGGAGAUUACCCCGAGGUUGCCGAGUACCUGCAGGGCAUCGAGACACAGAGAACCGCCUCCGCCGCCGCCGCUGCAGAAGCUGCCGCUCCGACUUCUUCCACCACUACCGAUACCGCCGCCCCGCCCAUCGACAUGCCGCCCGUCCCCGAAGGUCUCGCCGUGACCCUCGGCACAAUGGACCAAGCUGAAGAAGUCCCCACCGAUGUCGACCCAGAGUUCAAGCGCCGCAUAGAGCAGCUGGCGGAGAGGGAGGAUUUCCACACAGCUACAGGCCAAGCCGAGCUGCGCCGCCUCAUCGAGGAUGCCGUCCUCGGCCAGGACUUGGGCGACGAGCGUAGUGUGCGUCAGAAGCAGGGCUAA
This is a messenger RNA of Colletotrichum phormii, 687 nucleotides long. Its product is annotated as ankyrin repeat-containing protein. Lineage: Eukaryota; Fungi; Ascomycota; Sordariomycetes; Glomerellales; Glomerellaceae. The transcript has a single exon. The record is from RefSeq and is a predicted model, not a curated record. Gene Ontology annotation, molecular function: protein binding. The coding region runs from base 1 to 687 and encodes 228 amino acids.